This is a messenger RNA of Alternaria postmessia, 1797 nucleotides long. RefSeq lists its product as uncharacterized. Gene Ontology annotation, molecular function: aspartic-type endopeptidase activity. The transcript has a single exon. Bases 1 to 1797 code for a protein of 598 amino acids. The record is from RefSeq and is a predicted model, not a curated record. Gene Ontology annotation, cellular component: fungal-type vacuole. NCBI's taxonomy places the organism in Eukaryota, Fungi, Ascomycota, Dothideomycetes, Pleosporales, Pleosporaceae. Gene Ontology annotation, biological process: proteolysis.
AUGCGCCUCACAGCGCGAGCUACCGAGGCCCCGGAGCCGUAUGUCGUGCCUCCUUCGGAUAAGUUUGACGGCGCGGAUGGAAGCUGGAGCACCUUCAAGAUAAGCGUUGGAACACCAGGACAGGACUUUCGUGUGUUGCCGAGCACAAAGGGAGGCGUCACAUACGUCAUUGCCGAAGAAGGAUGUCUGGAGGGAGUCGACCCGACGAAUUGCCCACAACUCCGAGGAAUAGAGGUUUUCCAGAGCACGCAAAGCACCGGCUUCCAGGUCAACGCGUCGACAACAUGGUCGGCGAUUGGACAAUACGAUGUGGAUUUGGAGGACGCACUCAACUACACAGGAAGAGGACUGUUUGGCCUGGACACUGUCACGCUAGGCGCAGCUGCGGAUAGCAGCUCCUCUAUAUCACUGACGCGCCAGGUCGUUGCUGCCGUUGCCGAUCCAGACUACUACUUGGGACUCCUUGGUCUUGGCCAGGCAAAGUCCAGCUUCAACAGUGGGAGCCAGCCCAUCGACUCUUUCCUCUACCAGCUGCGCGAGAGCAAAAAGAUUCCCAGUUUCGCCUAUGCGUACACAGCCGGCGCAACUUACAGAUUGAAAUCUGUCUUUGGCAACCUGGUUCUGGGAGGCUACGAUGCGACGCGAUUCGAGCCCAGUGCGAACGACUUCUCGUUUACCUUCUCCCAAGACCCCUCUCGGCUCCUGACUGUGGGAGUGGACUCAAUCAUGGCGACAAACACACUACAAGGCACCUACUCCCUGACCUCCGGAGCACACUUCUCCGUCAUCGACUCUACAGUCCCACACUUGUGGUUACCUGCAGACGUUUGUGCACAGUUCGAGACAGCCUUUGGAUUGACCUACGAUCCUGAGACAGACCUGUACCUUGUCAACGAUACUAUCCACCAACAACUUGUCUCAAACAACCCAACUCUCACGUUCAAGCUUGUAAACUCGCUCGAAGAUACAACUACGAACUACACCAACAUAGAACUGCCGUAUGCAGCCUUCGAUCUUCAAGCCUCGUAUCCGUACUACCCGAACGCAACGAACUACUUCCCGAUUCGCCGCGCCGCCAACGAUACACAAUACGCACUUGGUAGGACGUUGCUGCAGGAGGCAUAUCUGAUAGUAGACUAUGAACGGGCAAACUUCACGGUUGCACAGGCAGUCUUUCCCGAUCCUUUGCCCGCGUCAAACGUCAUCACGAUCAGAUCACCGAGCGACUCUGAUUCCACACAAACCUCAACUUCGUCCUCAGGCCUCGGCGGAGGUGCCAUUGCUGGGAUUGUUAUAGGCGCAAUCGCUGCUCUCCUCCUGUUAGCACUGGGUAUAUUUUUCUUCCGGAAACACCGCAGCAAACAGCAAAAAGAACAGCGAUACGAACUCGCAAGCAAACAUAUAUCAGAAAUUGAUUCUAGUUCUAAUGUUCUUGCGGGCAGCCUGCCUCACAAAGCUGUGGGCCCGCAAGAACUUCAGGGCACGCCAUUGACAGAACUCGCCUCCCCUGUGAACGACCAGUUCCCUGGCCAUGCGUAUCCACAAGAUCAAAAGACAGUCAUUGAUAUGGCAGACGAACCACAAGAGCUGCAUGGCGACUCGAUAAUGCCGGUGACACCCAGAUGGCAAGAAGUACCGCCGCAUCCACGUUUCCAACAAGAGAUGGACGUAGAGAGCAGUGCAAGCCACAGCGUGAGCGGUGUGCCCAGCGACGACGGAUACGCGACUGGCGAACUUACACUCCGCUCUGGUGUAUCGCCAAUUUCACCGCAAUUUCCUCGCAGCAAACAUGGAUAA